AUGCCAUCUUCUCCGCAAUGUGUCGCGUGGCCGAACGCGGAUCCUGUGUUGACACAGGAGCUCUUGGAAUUGUUGCAGCAAGCCAUCCAGUACAAUCAGGUCAAGAAAGGUGCCAAUGAAGUCACGAAGUCCCUGAGCCGAUGCACGUCUGAGAUGGUCAUUCUCGCUGCCGACGCUGAUCCUCUCGCGAUAGUGAUGCAUAUUCCAUUUCUUUGUGAAGACAAGAACGUCCCAUACGUGUUUUUGCCUAACAAGCUCGCGAUCGGUCGAGCAUGCGGUGUGACCCGGCCGAUUAUCGCGGCCACCAUCACCUCGAACGAGACUAGUGACCUGGCUCCACUGAUCGAGCGGCUUAGGGACAAGGUGGACCGCCUUGCAAUCUAA
This is a messenger RNA of Penicillium samsonianum, 384 nucleotides long. RefSeq lists its product as uncharacterized. Gene Ontology annotation, cellular component: small-subunit processome; U4/U6 x U5 tri-snRNP complex; box C/D methylation guide snoRNP complex. The record is from RefSeq and is a predicted model, not a curated record. Bases 1 to 384 code for a protein of 127 amino acids. Gene Ontology annotation, molecular function: RNA binding. Lineage: Eukaryota; Fungi; Ascomycota; Eurotiomycetes; Eurotiales; Aspergillaceae. Gene Ontology annotation, biological process: mRNA splicing, via spliceosome; maturation of SSU-rRNA. The transcript is spliced from 3 exons.